AUGGCUGGGAUUUUGUUACCGGCGUUAUCAACCAAGGAAGAAGUUGACAGGGCUAUUCUUUCUACACGGGAUAAAGUCUUGUUGCUUCGCUUUGGAUGUUCAAGUGACUUGGAAUGCAUGAAAUUGGACGAUAUCUUGGCUAAGCUAACAGAAGAACUUUCUAACAUGGCUGUGAUCUACACUGUCGAUGUUUAUGCUGUUCCAGUCUAUACUCAGUAUUUUGAUAUUAGUUUGAUUCCAUCGACUAUUUUCUUCUUUAAUGCUCAGCACAUAAAAGUUGAUUGGGGAACUCCAGACCAUACAAAAUUUGUUGGCAGCUUCAAGACCAAGCAGAACGUUGUGGAUGUUGUGGAAGUAAUAUAUCGAGGUGCUAUGAAAGGCAAGCUCAUUGUGAAAAGCCCUCUAGAUCAUACUGAUGUUCCUUACUAUGAACUGAUCUACAAAGAUAUCUGA
Messenger RNA from Acanthosepion pharaonis, 453 nucleotides. NCBI's taxonomy places the organism in Eukaryota, Metazoa, Mollusca, Cephalopoda, Sepiida, Sepiidae. The record is from the annotation of a GenBank genome assembly.